CUUCACCCAAUGCCCAAAUAAAACUGAAUCGUUGUUACGUGUUGUUGUUGUUGCACCCGUAGACUGCGUUAAUAACUGCGUUUACUUGCCCUUUGCUCAUACACGCGUUCGUCACUCGUAUGGGAACAUUGCGAUCAAUGGCUAGAACCGUCGAACGCUACGACCAAUAGACAUUGCAAAAUGCUGCCACUGUUCUCUUUUCCAGUUACACCAGACGCGUGGAAGUGGAAAUUGAAUUCCGUAAAAAUGUUCCAAGUCUAAUUUCCCACAGUUAGCACAUCGUGAGAACGUGACAAAAACUCGCAAGUCCUAAAGAUCCAAGCGUAAAUGUUGUAUGCCUGUGAAAUCGUUUUUUCCUUUUUAUUCGUUUUCAAAACCGUUUUAUAAUGGAAAGUACGGAAAAAAGUAUUGUAUCUGAUCAGCGGUUUUAUUGCGAAAUUUGCGAAAUUUCCGGAGAAGAAAGAAGUUAUAGCUGUGAGAAAAGCCUGAAAAGACAUCUGCGUGAAUUUCACAAACAUCCAAAACACUCUGUAAAAGCGUCAGGAGCAGUUAAGGUGUGUGUAUGCAACGAAACGAGCUGCGGUUUCCGCUAUCUGCACAUGGAACAAUUUGUUAAGCAUCUGGCUGAAACCCAUGGACUUCAACAUCGAAUGGUUAAUCAGAAUUUUGUUGGAGAAGAAGAGUUUGAUAACUGGAAAUCAGAAAUGCAGGAGCAAACUUGUUCCCAGUUUAACAAAUAUUCUGCCCUUACUAAGUCCAGGGAUGUGACAUGGCAAACUUAUCUCUGCUUCCGCAGUCCCCGAACAGAAGCUGAAGUGACUUCAACCACGCUAACCUUCCGGUGUUCAGCUUUUUUCAAGAUGUACCGUAGCGGAAACGGAAUAAGCAUUCGUGGCUGCUUGGAACAUUAUGGCCACGACCCAGCCGAAGACGUGGCACAACAAAGAAUUCCAGACAGCAUUAGACAAGAAAUUGCCACACGAGUGAAUUUAGGCGUCCCACCCAGAAAAAUUGUUCGUGACCUUAGACGAUCAGCCUUCCAGAAAUAUCAAAGCGCUGGACUUCCUCAGAGAUUGGCUUUUUUGACCCUGCAGGACGUAUACAAUAUUCGGCGUGAGUACGGUUUGGAGUACCACUGCACUGACCCUAGCGAUCUCUCCAGUAUUGUUCUGGAAGCUGCGCGCCAGACCUCGCUGCCGGAAGAAGAAAAAUCGAUUUUGUUUUUCAAACAUUUUGGAGACGAAUCGGAUUUAUAUCCGGACAUCACAGACUCGCAUUUUAUUUUAAUUGUCCAGACGGAUUCCCAAAAAAAGCACUUAACCAACCUCAGCUGCCGAAGUGUGUGCAUCGACGGCACGCACGGAAUUACCGGCCGCCCCGAAUUUAAACUAAUUACUUUACUGACACUGGACGACAAGCAGCGAGGAAUUGUUGUGGCACACUGCAUAACAAACCACGAAGACGAAAUUUCUGUAACUCAUUUUUUUAAAGCUCUCGAAUGCCAACUGAAAAACAAGGACGUGCAAUGGUUUUUAUCCGAUGACGCAAACGCAUUUUAUAAUGCAUGGAAAAACGUUUUUGGAAAUGCCGCACAGAAAAUUCUGUGCAUUUGGCAUGCCCGGAAAAAUGUCAAUCAAUGGCUGGAUCGUCGAUUGAAAUCGCUGCGGUCCAUAAAACAGAAAUUUCGCGACAUUAUGUAUGCUCACAAUGAGGAAGCUAUGGAAAACGCGGUUGCUGAAAUAAGACGAGCAAUCAGCAGCCAACCGGAUGUUCGGACCUAUUUGGAAACACAUUACCUAUGUCGAAUUUCUGAGUGGGCACUCUGUCUUCGCUCUGGGGCAGAUUUUUCAACAAGCUCCUUCGUGGAAAGUUUCCACAGAAAUCUGAAACGCUCGUACCUGGAAGGAAAAAACGGCUUAAGAAUAGACGAAUUUCACGAUUCGUUAAGUGAUUUCAUUGAGCACGAUUCCAUCAAACGUUUUGCGGAAGAUGCAAAAAAGACUCCAUCCUUCAGGAUUCGUGAAUUAGCAAAAGGUCAUCGACGCUCGCAGCUCGUAGAAGAUAAAUACGAGUUUGAAGUAGAUUCUGACAAGCGGUGGCUGUGCACUAAGCUUUCUGACCCCGAUUGUGUUUACGUAAUUUUGCAAAAAGAUUGUGCAAAUGAAAGCUGCGCGUUCAAAUGCCCGGACUGCCGGACAGAUGUCUGCGCCCAUUCUUUAGUUUGUGACUGCAUCGGAUCCAUCAGUGGUUUCAGAGUGUGCAAACAUGUCCAUCUGCUUUGUUCCAGCACGGUUGAUGUAUCGAACAUACAUCUACAGAAAACGCGCGGCGAAGUUAGCCAUGUAGAUCUGAGAAGUGUGGGAGGCGAAUCGACAGGAGUUCCCUAUACAUUCAGCGAAGCGGUUGAACUGGAGCAAAAUUACAGCCUAGCUGACAUUGACCUUUCCGGACAAGUGGUAUGCACUGACAACUCAAGUUCCAUGGUCAGUGAAGCGAACAAAACGGCACGUUCAAGCCAGAAGAAACAUAGAAAGAAAGAUUUCAAGGGCAGACUGUCGUCUCUAAUGGAUAUCAUUACCAAGCUGAGUGCAAGUCAAACCAUGGAGGAUUAUGACGAUAUCGACAAACUUGCAUCGCUGGCGGAAACCCUCGACGUUAAGCGGACGCUAAAAUUAAGCCACCCGACAAUCGUGCUUGAUAAAGCCCGGCAGCGUAAUUCCCGACUAAAAGUCCAGAGCAGAAAAUUUAAGAAAACGAAGAAAAGCUGUGGUCUACAACUGACCAACAAAAAGGAAGACCACGUGACCUUUGCAGCAUUCCUGCGGGCACCAUCAAAAUACAGGAUGAACUUAUUCGGGCGCUAGCUGUACAGCCGUGAGCAGUCGCAAUUGCCUAAUCUUGAUAAAAUCUUGUUUACAGAGGAUUGUGCAACUACUUCAGAUUUUUGAUUCCCACAAAAACCGGAUACGUAUCGUCCCAACGAAUUAUAAUAUCAAUCAUAGCAUU
Molecule: messenger RNA, 3006 nt
Organism: Paramacrobiotus metropolitanus
Lineage: Eukaryota; Metazoa; Tardigrada; Eutardigrada; Parachela; Macrobiotidae
Exons: 7
Coding region: 387-2864 (825 amino acids)
Source: RefSeq, a predicted model, not a curated record